AUGGUCGGUUUUUCAAAAGAUAUAUUCAUCCAGUCACUGGUAGAAGAUAAAUACUUGUGUCAACUAUGUGAGAAAGUACUGUGUGAUCCAAUCCAGACAUAUUGUGGACAUAGAUACUGUGAAACAUGUUUUGAAGACCUGUUAAGAAACAAUGAUAAUGUACUUUGCAGUUCGUGUAAAGCUGAAGGCAUUAUGGAUACCAUAUUGAGUGUGCAGCAGAUGUACCACGAUAAAGCCAUACAACGAGAGUUGAACAUACAGCAUGUACGGUGCUUAAACAAAGGCUGUGAUUGGACGGGGAGCUUUGAAGAUUACCGAGUGAAUCAUAUUCUGACUUGUGAAUAUGAAAUGAUACAAUGUGUCAAUAGAAAUGGAUGUAAUGUAUCAAUUCAACGUGGAAAUCUAUCAUCUCAUCUGGAGAAGGAUUGUCCAAUGAGAAUAGUGAAGUGUGAAUACUGCACAGUAGAAGUUCCAUUUACCAAUAUAGAGACUCAUCUACUCGAAUGUCCCAAAAUUCCGGAGAAAUGCAAAUUAUGUGGAGAGUUUGUACCACGAGAAAUGAUUGAGCAACAUACAGAUACGAAAACAGGUGACUGUGUUAGAAAGAUGAUAGCAUGCCAAUUUCAGAACGUUGGAUGUCAUGAUAUGGUGGAGAAAUCCAAGAUGGCGGAGCAUAAUACCAGAUCUAUGGGUGAGCAUUUAUUGAUGAUGUUACAGUUCAUAAUAUCUCUUAUGGCAAUGGUACGGAGUACACGAAAUAAAAUUGAUGAAGUUGAAAACGUGAGAACAAGAAUUAACGAACAUGAAAAUCAAAUAAAACAACUGGAAAAGAAUGAGGAAACACUGCACCAUAAGAUGACUGAAAUGGUUUCAGCCGCACAAAAUGAAAACCGUAAUGGAAUAAUAACUGGAGAAAACAAACAUCUUGCAGAUAAACACGAACAGUCAACACGAGCAUUGAACAACUCUAUGACGGUUGUCAACAAAAAACUAGCUACCUGUGAGGGCGUGGUUGCUGUGCUCAACAAUCAAGACAUGGUCGGUUUUUCAAAAGAUAUAUUCAUCCAGUCACUGGUAGAAGAUAAAUUCUUAUGUCAACUCUGUGAGAAAGUACUGUGUGAUCCGAUCCAGACUUAUUGUGGACAUAGAUACUGUAAAACAUGUUUUGAAGACUUGUUAAGAUACAACGAGAGUGUAUACUGUAAUGCAUGUAAAGCUGAAGGAAUAGACGACACUGUGUUGACUUCACAACAGAUCUACCCCGAUAGAGCGAUAGUGAGAGAGCUCAAUUCACAGGACGUACAAUGCGUCAAUGUCGGCUGUAAUUGGACCGGGAAUUUCAGAGAUUAUCAUUUGAAUCAUAUUCCGACUUGUGAAUAUGAAAUGAUACAAUGUGUCAAUAGAAAUGGAUGUAAUGUAUCUAUUCAACGUGGACAUCUAUCAUCUCAUCUGGAGAAGGAUUGUCCAAUGAGAAUAGUGAAGUGUGAAUACUGCACAGUAGAAGUUUCAUUUACCAAUAUAGAGAUUCAUCUACUCGAAUGUCCCAAGACUCCGGAGAAAUGUAAAUUCUGCGGAGAGUUUUUACCACGAGAAAUGAUGGAGCAACAUACAGAUACGAAAACAGGUGACUGUGUUAGAAAGUUGAUAGCAUGCCAAUUUCAGGACGUUGGAUGUCAUGAUAUGGUUGAGAAAUCCAAGACGGCGGAGCAUAAUACCAGGUCUAUGGGUGAGCAUUUAUUGAUGAUAUUACAGUUCAUAAUAUCUCUUAUGGCAAUGGUACGGAGUAUGCGAGAUAAAAUUGAUGAAGUUGAAAACGUGAGAACAAGAAUUAACGAACAUGAAAAUCAAAUAAAACAACUAGAAAAGAAUGAGAAAACACUGCACCAUAAGAUGACUGAAAUGGUUUCAGCCGCACAAAAUGAAAAACGUAAUGGGAUAAUUACUGGAGAAAACAAAGAUCUUGUAGAAAAAUACGAACAGUCAACACGAGCAUUGGAUAACUCUAUGACGGUUGCCAACAAAAAGCUCGCUACCUGUGAGGGCGUGGUCGCAGUGCUCAACAAUCAGGUGGAAAAAACAGACGAAACUGUAACUUUGUUGUCAUUACAACAGAAGAAGUAUACUGAGAUGAUAGAGGCAUUAGAAAGAAAAGUGAAAGCACAAGAUAGAAUUAUCGCUUUAAAAGAUGUUGCUAUUGCUGAACAAGAUUUGAGAAUACAAAGUCUGGAAAUGGCGUCCUAUGAUGGUGUGUUGGUUUGGAAGAUAACAGACUUCGCCCGUAAACGACAAGACGCCAUCAGUGGAAGAACCACCUCUAUCUACUCACCUUGUUUUUAUAGUAGUCGCCAUGGAUACAAGAUGUGUGCUCGGAUAUAUAUCAAUGGUGAUGGAAUGGGGAAGGGUAACCACGUAUCUUUGUUCUUUGUGAUCAUGAAGGGAGAGUCUGACGCCCUCUUGCGAUGGCCAUUCCGUCAGAAGGUCACGAUGAUGUGGUUAGAUCAGAACAACAGAAAUCACGUGAUCGAUGCAUUUCGACCUGACCCUACUUCAAGUUCAUUUCAACGUCCCAAACACGACAUGAACAUUGCCAGUGGAUGUCCUCUAUUUAUGCCUCUAUCAGAUUUGGACAGUCCACUUCAUCAUUACGUCAAAGAUGACACAGCAUUUAUCAAAAUAUUUAUCGGUGGAUCCUAA
Molecule: messenger RNA, 2694 nt
Organism: Saccoglossus kowalevskii
Lineage: Eukaryota; Metazoa; Hemichordata; Enteropneusta; Harrimaniidae
Product: TNF receptor-associated factor 2-like
Biological process (GO): regulation of canonical NF-kappaB signal transduction; regulation of apoptotic process; signal transduction
Cellular component (GO): plasma membrane signaling receptor complex; cytoplasmic side of plasma membrane
Molecular function (GO): zinc ion binding; tumor necrosis factor receptor binding
Source: RefSeq, a predicted model, not a curated record